UGCACGCACAGCAAGAUGCAGUAAAAGUCGUCUGCCACUCAAAGAUGCGAUCCCACCCAGAAAAUAACAUUGCCCUGAUGACAAUGUCAAGGUGCGUGUGCGUGCCCAUAUUUCCGAAUAGUAUUGCCUGUCUUUGAUUUGUUUAUUUUACUUUUUUUUUUCGUCUGCACAGUCCUGAAGUUUUGGCGUCCCUCACCACUGAUGUCGGACGCGUUCUGUACCGGCUUACACAAAUCCAGCUGAAAGGAGACGUAAAUUUCGUGGCCACUCUCCGCGUCGCUCACGUACGUUUUUUUUUUUCUCUCUCUCUCUAUUGCAUCACGAUGCCGUUGAAUUGUCAUUACUCGAUUAGUACACCGGGUUUGACAAGCAUGUGUUGCGUUCCUUAGACAAGUACUGCGUUCCUUAAAUAGCAGUCAACGCUGUGGAGGCUAGAGAGACUCCUUGCAGUGGCUUCGUUCGCACUUGGAUAUAGUUCGAUGUUUCUUGACCGCAAUUGCGCGCAACAGUUGUUUAUAUAGGCUCAGUAUUGAAUGAAACUAGUUUUAAUCCUUACAAACAAACAUACUAUAGUUUGCAGCUGCUAAUGUGUUGUUUUAGAUCAUUUUUAUUUUUGUUGUUCUUUUCGGGCAUUUAGCGAGGAGCCUCGGCGAACGCUGUUGGCGCACAGCGCAGCAUGGAGGGAACGCGCGGAGUGAUAACUCUUCUUGACCGAACUUCUUGCGUGACUUCACAGCAUUGACUGCUAUGUACGAAACGGAGUAUAGAAUGGGGACACGUCAUUUAAGUGACGCAUCAGCAAGCGUUCAACUGACAGAGUGUUAUCGGCGAGGGCAUAGACUUAUGCUCAAGCAUCGUGAAAACAAGAGCCACAAAAUGCGUAUGGUAAUUUUUGUUGGCAGCCCGGUUGUCACCACCACAGGAGAGCUUGGUUUGCUUGCCAGACGCUUGAAGAGAGAGAAAGUCAAUGUUGACAUUGUAAACUUUGGGGAAUAUGCUGCAAACAUGGGAAAACUGUCGAAUUUCAUCAGCAUCCUCAAUGGAGAUGGUACUGGCAGAUCACACAUGGUGACUGUGCCAGCAGGCAAUAUCCUGAGCAAAGUCGUUGCAGGCACUCCAAUAGCCCAAGGUGACAGCAGGAGUGCAAUUAACUAUGACCUUGACUUUGAUGACGAUGACCCAGCUUUAGUUCUGGCGCUGCGCGUGUCCAUGGAGGAGCAACGUCAAUGGCAGGAUUACGAAGUCAGGCAGGAGAUGGCCAAUUCACCAAGGGAUGCUACUCUGGCAGCUUCUGACACUGCAAGUGCAUUUAUGUCGGCCGAAGAACAGCUGCUUCUGGAGCGGGCCCUCUACAUGGGAACAGAGCCAGGUGCUUUCGGUGCAGUAGCCAGCUUGGCAGACCCCAGAACCAUGUCUGAGGAUGAGCAGGUUGCUUAUGCUGUGCUGAUGUCCCUCCAGCACCAGUCUUUGCCUCAGCUUGUCCCGCCAAUUCUGCCAGACAUACUGCUUGCUGAAGUUGAUGAAGAUGCCAUGGAUACAGACGAGGCCAAGCAGGUUCCAGAACAGGAUGCAGUUGGUGAUGAUGAAUACGACGACAUAUUCCAGGACCCAGCCUUCAUCAUGUCCAUUCUUCAGAGCCUUCCUGGUGUAGACACUCUGAGCAAUGCUGUCCAAAGUGCUCUGGCAGAGAUCACCCACAGUGACCAGGUCAAGGAACCGGCUGAUAAGGAUAAGGAUGUCAAAGACAAGCAUAAGUCAAGCGAGGGGAAAUAGCAGUGUGCUUUUAACUAGAUCUGUUUUUGGGGCCCAGUGUGCCUGGAAGCCUAAGCUUCUUUUUUAACUAGUGCCAUAAAGGACUGACCAGGGUCACUUGCUUUGUUAAUAAAGGCAACAGGCUGCCCAUA
This is a messenger RNA of Dermacentor andersoni, 1904 nucleotides long. RefSeq names its product 26S proteasome non-ATPase regulatory subunit 4-like. Lineage: Eukaryota; Metazoa; Arthropoda; Arachnida; Ixodida; Ixodidae. The record is from RefSeq and is a predicted model, not a curated record. Gene Ontology annotation, biological process: proteasome-mediated ubiquitin-dependent protein catabolic process. Gene Ontology annotation, cellular component: cytosol; proteasome regulatory particle, base subcomplex; nucleus. Gene Ontology annotation, molecular function: polyubiquitin modification-dependent protein binding.